GGAGGCCCCGCCCCCCCGGCCGGGGACACGUCCGCGCUGCGCGGAGGGCGGCAGGCAGAGGCCGGUGGACUGGCGCCGGGGGCAGCCUCCUCGGGCGGGCGGACGGAGGAGGUUGGAGGCAUCGGCCACUCCUCGGACCUUGACCUGGGGCCUGGGAGGAGGCAAAACACAGUGGCCAGGCUCUGACCACCUGACCACCUUCCUGGGUGCUGGAGUCUGGGCGUCCACGCCAGGACUCUCCCUUUCUCCUGCAGCAUGCAGCCCCAGGACAGCGGCAUCCAGUACAGCCGGUGGGAUGACGGCAGCCGGGAUGCAGUCCAUGUGGCGGCUGUGGCCAGCACAGGGGAGGCCUCGAGCUGGGAGAGGAUCUCCCGGAAGCUGUGCUCAGGCAAGCUGGGUAUCAGCAUGAAGGUGCUGGGCGGACUGGCCCUCUUCUGGGUCGUCUUCAUCCUGGGCUAUAUCACCGGCUACUACGUGCACAAGUGCAAAUAAGGCCGCCGGCACGCACGCUCGGGGCUGGCUGCCUGUGCUUGGGGACGUGGGCUUGGACGGACACUCCGUACACCAGAACCCCCUUUGUAUACACAGAACCUCAUAUACAUGGAUCCUCGUGUACACAAGACUCUUCUCUGUACACACAGACUCAACCCCGACUACACAUAGAGACCCCAGGGGCAGACAGCACACUCUGGCCACCGCAGGGACACAUGGGCACAUGCCUGGCACAGGCAGCCAGCUGGGGGGACACAUGGCCGGGAGACUUGGGCCAGCCUGAGCCAGGGCUGCAGGACACUCCAGGCUGGACUCAGGGCCCCUAGAGACCCUGCUGAGAAGGCCCAGGCCUGGCAGCUCCAGGUGGGGGGUCCUCCCUGCGUGGCCCUGGCUGGGUCCCUACCCUUUCUGGGCUCUCUGGCUCCUGCAAGGAUGACUCUGGGGAAAGGUUGCGCGUGUCCCUCUGUCCACCCAUCCUGGGCAGGGUGGGGAGUGGGACCUUGGCCCUGUCUGGGACUCACCACCACAUCUUCCUUGCAGUGAAGGGGGGUACGGUUGUUCCUGAGGUGCCCCCUCGAGGCAGCUGGUCCCCCACUAUGCCCUGAGGGAGUCUGUGUGCCAAGGCAGCCAUUAAAAGUCUGUUGAUUGAAA
Messenger RNA from Nyctereutes procyonoides (raccoon dog), 1143 nucleotides. RefSeq names its product small integral membrane protein 1 (Vel blood group) (gene SMIM1). Lineage: Eukaryota; Metazoa; Chordata; Mammalia; Carnivora; Canidae. The transcript has 4 exons. The coding region runs from base 256 to 492 and encodes 78 amino acids. The record is from RefSeq and is a predicted model, not a curated record.